UCAUGCUGCUGCCAGGUCCAGAGUGUCUCAUGGGUCCCUGUACGGCCUCCCAUUGCUGCUGUCUCCAUCGCCACACUCUGCCAUGUGCCACUUUCAGGUCUCCUCACACACUGCUGGGUUUCCAUUUUGUCAUAGGGUGCUGGCAGAUUACGGGCCUCCCAUUGCUGCUGCCAGGCCCGUAAUCUGCCAUGGGCCCCAGUACCGCCUCCUCAUGCUGCUGCCAGGUCCACAGUCUCUCAUGGGUCCCUGUACGGCCUCCCAUUGCUGCUGUCUCCAUCGCCACACUCUGCCAUGUGCCACUUUCAGGUCUCCUCACACUGCUGGUGGGUUCCAUUUUUUG
This is a messenger RNA of Staurois parvus, 340 nucleotides long. Lineage: Eukaryota; Metazoa; Chordata; Amphibia; Anura; Ranidae. The record is from the annotation of a GenBank genome assembly.